GGUCUUCUGAGUUAUUUCGUUUUUCGUCUUCAGCGGCAUGGCGUCAUGUCUUUUAAAGGAACCAGACUCAGAAACAGAAAUGGCUAGACGCGAAGCUUCCAAGAAAUGUCCAGGGUUGUAUAGUUAUUUGCCAAAGGUAUCCCGCUGGGAACGAUAUCACGUAGAAAACGUUCUUCACAUUUACUAUGAAGAGAAUAGUAGCGAACUGUCGGAUGUUCUUGAGAAAAUCCCCAAAAUAAACAAUUUAAGCAGUCAGCAGAAGAGAUACAUCGAGAUUUUGAAAAACACAAAUUUUGGUCCUAAUAUCGGACUUAAAAGAACAGUUUACGAAAACUCAAAGACCAUAAAACUUCUCGAUGAAGCGUUGAAGGAGCUGAAGGCCAGCAUUCCUAUAAUCAACUCAAGUUUGACUUCUGAAAAUGGAUCACUUAUAUAUAUCCGAAUGAGGGAUUAUAUCACUGUACUUAGAUGGUUUGUAAAUACCAGUUACCAGACAUCAAAGACUUGUGCUGAAAGCCUUUUCAAGACCCCUUUUAUUUCUGAAGAAACAUACUCCAGAAUUGUAUCAGCAUUUGCAGCCAUGUGUGGAUUACGAGUUGAAAAUGGUACUGCAGAUAAUCAGGCUGUAUGGGAUAAUUUGAGAGGAAUUGGUAAAUUAGUUAUCUCAAAGCCAGACUUUAGAUUUCAUUGUACAGGAGAAGACUUUUCUGAUGUUGAUAGUAAUUUAUUAACUGUUAUAAAGGUAAAGAACAAAGGCCAGUAUACGGAACAAGAAAAACGGAAAAGGAAACAACAGGAGGAUUCAGAAAAGAGAGGAAAAAGGAGACGUUAUAAUGUCUCAUAUUCAUCUUCUACUUCCUCUACACCAACUGAGUCUGUUGAACAUAGGUGCUAUUCUGAGGCACUGAAACAAAACCCACUCCAAACUGAAAAAAAUAUUAGACCUUGGAUAGAGUUAGAUGUUGGGAAGCAUACCUUAGGACAGCAUGCUGGAGAACUCUUGCUAGAUCUGCACAACUACAUGAAACGACAUUCAGAUGUAAAAAAUGAAAAACCAUCAACACUAACUAUGCCUGGAAUGAUUAUUGAUAAAACAAUGGUGUACAUGACUCUUCUAGAAAUGUCCUAUCAGCAUUAUGAGAAACUUGCUGGGGCUGAACAGCUGACAAGUGAAGACAGAGCUACCAUAUAUUAUUCAGCACCUCAUAGUAUUUUUGACAAGGAGGAUAGUUUCGUUUUAUUCAAUACUAUGGUAUACCUGAAUAACAUACAGUCAAUUAUGAAAUGGGAUAAAUCAACAUAAUGUUGCUGUUGAUGGUGGCAGUAGGCCAGAAUUUCUUUUCACCUUUCCUACUUCCCCAGAAAAAAAUGGUCCUUCCCUUCAAAAAUAUUGAAAUUUCAUGUCAACAGCUAUUUUUAUGCCUCAACCACAUAUAUAUGUUCCUGCUGAUGAUUUUGAAAUCUUUAAUGGGCCUUCAGGGUAUAAGUCUAUUUGAUAUAUCAACAGAGAGAUCGAUUUAUUGAGUUUUUAAAUAUCAUACUUAUUAGAGCCCCACAUCUUGGAUGUUGUAGCCUGAUUGUUUUCACUUUUGUCUGUCUAUUUGUCCAUCUGUCGACAGAUUUUGUGAGCAUACAAUCUCCAAAACUAUAAAAAGAGUGAACUGAAAUUUUGUACAUUCAGUAAUUACCAUGUAAAGAUAUGCAUUAUAAGUUUUGGUCAAAAUAAAAAAAAUUUUUUCCCCAAAAAAUUUUUAUUUUAUGAAAUUCACAAAUUUUGAGUAUCAAUAUUGGUGUGCAAAAUUUACAAAUAUACAAAUGGGGAACUGAAAAUUUUGUACAUUUAUGAAUUACUUAUAAAAAUAUUUAUAUUAAAUUUUGGCAAAAUUGAAAAAAAAAUUAUGAAGUCUUUUUUAGGGCCCUGCCACAAAAUUUUUAUUUUCUGAAAAGAUGAAUCUAUUACCACAUUUAAAGCUUUUUGAUUCAUGUGUUAAACCUAUUUUAUUAUAUAGCAGUGAAGUUUGGGCUACUGUUAGUAUAGUGAAACAAAAUACUACAAUCGAGUCAAACUAUCCAAACUUUAGUCCGAAUAAGAUUCAAAUCAUAUUUGCUAAAUUUUUAUUGGGUGUAAAUAAAGGUGCUGUUAAUAAUGCCAUACUUUCUGAAUUAGGUUUGUUCCCACUUUCAUUGUCAGCCCUUAAAAAUACAAUUAAUUUCUGGCUUCAUAUCAUUAAUAUGAAUAGUGAGAGUAUGGUAAAGGAAGCAUACAAUGAAAACUUUAACUUGUCUAAUGAUUUUUGUAGUAAAAUAAAAGUGUUGUUAGGUAAACUUGGUUUUCAGCAUGUCUGGGAAAAUCAAAAUACUAUGUCAAAGACAAAAUUACUUUUUUCAUUUCAAAAGAAAUUAGAGGAGGAAUUCAUAAAAUCCUGGAAACAAGCUCUAUUUUGUGACUCUAAUAAAGAUAGUCAUGGUAAUAAACUAAGAACAUAUCGCAAAGUUAAAAAUAAUUUUGAAUUAGAAAAAUAUAUCCUUCUUGGACUGUAACAAAAGUGUUAUUUCUAAAAUGGUAAAAAUCAGAAUUAGUAAUAGCAAAUUACUAAUAGAAGUUGGUAGAUAUACUAGAACACAUUUAGAACAGAGAAUUUGUCCACUUUGAAAGGAUGGAAUUGCAGAUGAAUUCCAUUUCCUCAUUAAUUGUAAAGCGUUAGAAUUUAAUACAAAUAUACUCUUUUGUAAUUUAAGUGAUAUAGUUCCAUCUUUUGUUAAUAUGUCUGAACAAGAUAAAUUUAGUUUCAUUUUGAAAAGUAUUGAUACUGACAUUAGUACUGUAUGUGUAGCUGGAAUAAGCGAUAUGUUUGAUUCGAACAUUCAUUUAAAGCAAACACAAUGUUGUUAAGAACUGUUUUAGUAUUAAUGCUUAUUGUAAUAGCUUGAAUUAAUAAUAUAGUAUGAAUAACACCUCCAGGCAAUGUAGAUAUAAAAUAUGUGUCUCUUAUCAUUGAGAAAAUAUGUCUCUGUAUAUUUGUCUUUUGUUUAUUUUUGUCUAUUUUCCUAUUUGUAUUUUGUAAAAAAAGAGACCAAAUGACUCAGAAAUUAACAACUAUAGGUCACCGUACUGCCUUCAACAAUAAGCAAAGCCCAUAUUGCAUAGACGUUGCGCACGAUGUUGGUACAAUUUCCAUUUUGCUAUAGAUUAGCAUAAAAAUAAAUACGUAGACUAGUCAGUUCGAUAAAAAUAUAGUGAUUUCUGGUUGAAUUCAUUACAUUAGAUUUGAAAAUAAAGAAAAUAGGAACAGAAAUUUAAAAUGCCAAGAAUUAUAACACUUAAUUAUCCCAUAUAUAAAAAUAUUGGGAUCUUAGUUUUUUUUCAUAUUUGUUUUAUUUAAGGAACGUUCUGGUUGAAUUCAUUACUUUAGAUUUGAAAAUAAAGAAAAAAGGAACCGAAGUUUAAAAUACGAAGAAUUAUAACUCUUAAUUAUCCCAUAUAUAAAAAUAUCGGGAUCUUAGUUUUUUUUUUCAUAUUUGUUUUAUUUAAGGAACGUUGUCUAUCUGCAAGUUUUAAAUCUCAAAAGCAACAUGUAUAAUUUUUUUUUGUUUAUAAAAUAAAAUAGAAAUAAAACCAUUGCUGGCAAUUAUAAGAGCUUAUAACAAACAAAGGAUAAGCAUAAUGCCACAAAAAUACGGAAAUGAGAAAAACAUGAAUCCCAAAUGUAGAUAUUUGUAUUUUGCGACAAAGAAAGCAUCAGGAAAUGAUAAAAUAUAGAAAGGAAACCGAAACGGAAAGAAAUGCAACAAAAGGAGUAUGUAUAAAUAUGCAAAAAAACGGAAUAUUAAUUCAAAAUCUAAUUUAUAUUAAAAAUAAAUCUAUGUAAAUUUGGAAAUUAAUUUAUGAUUCAUUAAUGUAUAAUUCCUGCUACCAAAAGGAAAAUUAUCAAUUAAAGCCUGGAAAGACUGACAACUCCUGUAAAUGAAUUUUCAUUAAAAAAAUAUGUAUACGACCA
Mytilus californianus (California mussel) is the source of this 3998-nucleotide messenger RNA. RefSeq lists its product as uncharacterized. The coding region runs from base 38 to 1303 and encodes 421 amino acids. The transcript has 5 exons. Lineage: Eukaryota; Metazoa; Mollusca; Bivalvia; Mytilida; Mytilidae. The record is from RefSeq and is a predicted model, not a curated record.